GCAGAGAGAACACUGGUCAGACAGCUUGGCUCAGACUCUAGAAUCUUCAUUUGCUUGCUGUGUGAUUUGGGAACAUUAUGUGACCCCUUGGAGCUGCAGUUUCUUCACCUGUAAAAAGGGGUCUCAAGGGUACCUACCUCGUCAGUCUACUGUAAGAACUUCACGAGAUACGGCUGCAGUGCUGAGCACAGCACAUGGUACAUGCCUCCAUGUACUCGGAGAUCCAGAGGGAGCGGGCAGACAUCGGAGGCCUGAUGGCCCGGCCAGAAUACAGAGAGUGGAACCCAGAGCUCAUCAAGCCCAAAAAGUUGCUGAACCCCGUGAAGGCCUCCCGGAGCCACCAGGAGCUGCAUCGAGAGCUGCUCAUGAACCACAGAAGGGGCCUGGGCGUGGACAGCAAGCCGGAGCUGCAGCGUGUCCUGGAGCACCGCCGGCGGAACCAGCUCCUCAAGAAGAAGAAGGAGGAGCUGGAAGCCAAGCGGCUGCAGUGCCCCUUUGAGCAGGAGCUGCUGAGGCGGCAGCAGAGGCUGAACCAGCUGGAAGAACCACCAGAAAAGGAAGAGGACCAUGCCCCCGAAUUUAUUAAAGUCAGGGAAAACCUGCGGAGAAUCACCACUCUGACCAGUGAAGAGAGAGCGCUAUAGAGCUGCUGCUGGAGCUCCAGCGCCCCCUGCAGCCCACCCCCGGCCCCCACACCCUCCUGCAUCUGGCAGCCCUGGCCCCUGGUCUAUGGCACAUCUGUGGUGUUCACGCUCAUACCUGUAAAAAUGCAUCGCCCCAGAGGAUGGGGGCUCCUGAACUCCCAGGCUUUUCCACCUGAGCACUCAUCCCUCCUGCUCCAAGAAGUCACUCCUGAGAAAACUUUCCCCGGGCACCUCUCCCUGAAAGGGCUUCUGAGCCCUGCCAAGAUUUUUCUGGCAGAGUUGAGAAGGGACAGGUGCCUCUCCGGCUGCACAGGCCAUCCAUUCUGCCCAGGCCCCAUGGAGCCCUGCUUCUGUGGGCAGCCCGGCUCCCAGGUCUCAGAGAACUUCCCUGCCCGUGGUGUUCUCUGUGGGAUACUUACCUUGAAAGCCGCCUGAGGGGAGAACGGGUCUGUGCUCAGUGAGGAAGGGCAGGGCAGCCCACGGCCGCCCCGUGGCGCAUGCCAUGCCAGGUUAGAAGCGUACCAACGAAGACAGCUUCUUUGAGUUUGCUGGCCUUUCCCCCACCCCCUGCCCCCACCCCACCCGGGCCUUGUAACCACACCUAGCCGGGGCUGCAGCCUUUCCCCUCCCAGCAGUCUAGAACAGUGCUUCUCAAACUUUACUGUGCCUACAAAUUACUGGGCAUCUUGCUGAAAGAUGGCUUUUGAUCCAGUAGCUUUGGGGUGAGGGCUGAGAUUCUCAUUUCUAGCAAGCCCCUAGACGGCUGGUCUGAGGCCCACACUGUACACAGCAAGGCUGGAGCAUCCAGGGGUGGCAGACACUGGUAACAUCAUCCCUGAAGCCAUUUCUGCCCCAGAGCACCCAGGGACCUCUGCCCUGGAGAUUCCCACCCUCCUCCACAGCCCCAAAGGGCUCCUUAUUGUCCACCCACCCCAGGGACCUCGGGCCUGGGAAGACUUGCCUAGCAAACUGUGUUGGUUAUGUGACCAGGGAUGUAUAAAAUUGCCAAUCUGCAUGUCUUACUAUACUGAUGGAAUUCCAGCCAAAAAAAACCCCACAAAACUUUUUUUUUAAAGGCCUUUCCUAAAGCAUAUGAAGAGCAAAUACGCAUAUAUAGUGAUUUCCAAUAGGCUUCUGAAAAUAUCAAACGGUGUAAAGACCCCACAGCCCCCCUUACAAACUGGUCCCGUUGAGUCCUCCUUUCCAGCCUCUGCACCUGAGAGCCACUUGGUUUCCGUCGCCUGGGCCAGCUUCACCCAUUCGUCCUCAAAACUCCCUUUGCAACGCAAGACCAAAUGUUUUAACCUUUUGCUCCUAUCCCAUACUUAAAGACUUAGAGUAAACCAGGCCUGUUUCUUUUUCUCCUGAAGAAUAAAACCUCUGCCCCUGGCUUUGUAAACCCAUCAUUCACAGUAACAGGGCAGUGCUAGAAAAGCAUUUCCUUUCGCCUCCCACCACCCCCUCAAGACUGCCAGAAAGAGCUGCUGCUGGGACACUGUUUGAUAACUUGGACCAAAGCUGGGAGGAAAGGGAUCAUCCUGGUCUUACUCAUAACUGGGUGGCUGGAGAGUGACCUGUAUGUGGUGUGAGCCAUGGGGCAUGAAUAUGGACAGGCUGGUAUGCGAGUGGGGGGAGGGGAGGCGGCUCUGAAAUGUGACAGUCUUAGUGAGAAGGUGGUAACGCUGUUUUAAAUGUCUGCCAGGUGAGAGUAAUGCUAAAAAUGCACAGUUCCUAAAUAAAGACCAUCCCUUCCCCAAAGAAGUCACCCGCUAUGUUUUUCAGACAUGAGGAGAAGCAAGACUAAGUAUCUAGGAUGGAGUAGGCUCCUCCAAGGGAAUGCUUGAGAUUUCACUCUGUGGGCCCCAGAGAUGCUCCAUAGAGAUGCUUUCAGAAGUAAAAGGGACCUCAAGUACCACGCUGUCUGUGGAGCCAUAGCAGACGCCCUUGGUCACGCCCCAGUGGGCAGCCCCAACUCCUCUCCAGCCAUCUCCCAGUGUAGAGGCUGUAAAUACAGCGUCUCACUGUUCCAGCCUCCUUGCAACGUGGGGUGACCACGUGACCAGGUACGGCCAGUGACAUUUAGGACGAAGUCUACAGGGGCUCCUAGGAAAGCUUAUGUUUUUCUGAUAAAAGAGACAGACUGGGUAACACCUCCCUGUCCCUCCUUAUUCCUACCUUAAUUGAGGAUGGGAUGCCUGGAGCCACAGCAGCCAUCUUACUACAAUGAGAAAAUGGCUAACAGAAUCUCAGAAACAUUGACCUAUCAUCACUUGACCAAGCCAACCCCAGCAGCCAUCCCCCUCCAGAACUCUUGUAAAUAAAAAUAAAACCCUCCUUGUUUAAGCCAUUGUUGGUUGGUCUCUGGUCCUUGCAGCCAAAAGCAUUCCUAACUGACACAGAAGGCCAGCCCUGCUGCCCAGAAUUACCUGCAGACUAUACUGAAAAAGCCAAAUUCCUCCUUGCCAUCAGAAACCUAUUGGAUCAGGGGACUUCCCUGGUGGUGCAGUGGUUAAGAAUCCACCUGCCAAUGCAGGGGACACAGGGUUCAAGCCCUGGUCUGGGAAGAUCC
Hippopotamus amphibius kiboko is the source of this 3213-nucleotide messenger RNA. RefSeq names its product family with sequence similarity 107 member A (gene FAM107A). Gene Ontology annotation, biological process: actin filament bundle assembly; regulation of actin cytoskeleton organization; actin filament polymerization. The transcript has 4 exons. NCBI's taxonomy places the organism in Eukaryota, Metazoa, Chordata, Mammalia, Artiodactyla, Hippopotamidae. Gene Ontology annotation, cellular component: neuron projection; synapse; stress fiber. The record is from RefSeq and is a predicted model, not a curated record. Bases 195 to 644 code for a protein of 149 amino acids.